ACAAAAUUGAUAGUAAGAAGAAGUAAAAAGAGGCAAACAAACGUAACUACUUAAAGCCUCACUUCACUUCACUUUCACUCUAUAUAAACAGUAUCACUUCACCCCCAUUUGUAUACAUGAUAUACACUCAUUGUAUACAACAAUUCUAGAUCCACCAUUAACGAUUCUUGUGAAAAGCUUGAAAACCCACCUCAAUUAUGGAUGGCUCAAUGCCACCACCACCACCGCCGCCGACGCCGACGCCGUCGACGGCGGUUCCGGCACAGGCAAUGGGAGUGGAAAUGGCAGUGGAAAUGGUUGGUUUAUCAGCUGAAGAAGAAGAAGCUGUUGUUAAGGGGAAGACGGAUUGUGUGUAUUUUCUUGCUUCUCCAUUUACAUGCAAAAAGGGAAGCGAGUGUGAGUACCGUCAUAGUGACAUGGCUCGGCUGAAUCCAAGGGAUUGCCGGUACUGGUUGAACGGAAACUGCUUAAACCCUACGUGUGCAUACCGGCACCCUCCUCUUGAUGGAUUGUCGGAAGCUCGAGUUCCAACUGCUAUGGGAUAUUCUAUAGCUCCGAUGAUGCCUGUUGCACCUAUGCUACAGGUUCCGUAUGUUUUGAGUAAACAAAGCGUGCCCUGUAAAUUCUUCCAGCAAGGAAUUUGUCGAAACGGUGAUUACUGCGCGUUCAUGCAUGCACCGAGCUUUUUUCCUAACAAACCUGCACAACCUCCGGUGUCUACUGCAUCUAGUGAUACUUCGACUGUUAAAAAGGUAUUUGGUGGGGUUGAAAAGUCUAUGGAAGUCAAGGAGCUUUCGGAUAUAAAUGCUCCGACGCCUGUUGAACUGCCUAAACCUACGAGGAAACUGGAAAUUCAUCUGAAUAAGAAAGUUAAUACCUUUGAUGAGAAGGUACUACCACCAAAUUCUGUCGUAAACAGACAGCAUUCCGAGUACAAGCCAACAAGUAUUCCUCCAACCAGUGGCAAUCCUUUCCGUGUCCCCAACAGAAUGCAGCGGCCCAUUGGGAUUGACGAUCACCGUAGCAUGCAAUACAAGGGUGAUGGAAUUUCAAGGGAGCCUUCUCCUGGUUUUGAUGUUCUUGUGGACGAUGAGCUCAAAGGUUCAGAUUAUUAUCAUGAUGAAGAUCUUUAUGGCGGAACAAGGGAGAAUGUCAGGAGAAAUGAAUGUGAAAAGGGCGAUUCUGGUGAUUAUGAUUCAGUGGAAGAUAUUGAGCGCGAUAUGUACCGUGAUGUGCGUGGAUAUGACAGGAUUCAGAAUCGCCGUGCUUUGGAGCAGCUUAUAGCUUCUUCUGAGAUAAAACCAGGAGGAUCAGCUCAUCUUGAAAGGAGACGCUAUGGUAGAGUAGAUAGCCCUGAACGUGUUCAAAGGUCAGAUGUGAGACAUAGGUUAUCGAGGCAUAGGAGAGAUAAUGAUUUGAAAUCUGUCAUUGAUCAUGAUUUUUCAAGGGAAAAGCAUUUUGAAGAUCGAACCGAAAAGAGCUCUAGGAGGGAUGUGCACUACUUACCUUCACAUGACAAUUCUCUUAGUGGUCGCUUUCGAGGAAGAAUAAAGCUUCCUGUUAGGUCAUCUUCUCUAGCUGAUCGGGGUGAGUUAUGGUUGGAUAGGGAAAUGGAUAAGGGGAGAGACCGCGGCAGGUUGACUUCAGAAAGAUUACGGUUGGAUAGGGAAAUGGAUAGGGGGAGAGACCGUGGCAGGUUGAUUUCAGAAAGACCACAGCUGUACUCUUACCAAGGAAGGCCUCGAGACGGAAUAAAAGGAAGAUUGCAAGAGGAUCUCAAUAAUGAUAGCAGAAACAACAGAUUUCCUCGUCGAAGAAGAGAUGAAAUAAAUGAUAAUAAAUCUGAAUUCCUACGUCCAAAGAGUCUCGCAGAAGUCAAAGGUAGGAGAACUGCCAAGAGCAAUGAGCAACAACCCCUGCGAAAGCGGAAGUUCCAAAAGCUUGAUAGCACGGAGGAUCUGUCAUUUGAAGGACCAAUGCCGUUAAAAGAGAUUCUGAAGAGGAAAAGAGGUGGUGGAGGUGGCAUGCCAUCCGGUGGGAGUGAACACGAUCAACGUGAGAGAAAGGAAAGGACUUCCAUGACUGCAGGGAACGUGAAUUUUCCUUCCGCUUUCACCAAGAACGUGUCUGACCUUCCUAUUCAAAACCUGGAAAAUGAACUUCAAGCUGAUGAAGAAAAGAUGGUCGUGGAAGGAGCAGGCGGUCUUGGCGAUGAGCCGGUUGAAGGUGAAGACUACAUCUUCGACGAAGGUGAUCCUGAUGACGAAUUCUCGGAUGAGGAUGACGACGAGUUUGCAAGGAAGCUGGGCGUUGUUCCUCGUAAAUGACGGGGACAUCGUCGCUCUAAGCUGCAUUUGUUUUCUAUACAUUAAUGAACUCUUCUUAGGUCUAAUGAGCAGGUUUAAGUAGGGAAACAGGUUCUUUUUCUUGCCCUUUGUUGUAGUAGAAACUUUUUUUUUUCUCAUGUAGUUAAACUAUGUGAUUGGUGGGGGUUAGGUCUACCCAUAAGGGUUAUGACUGUUUG
Messenger RNA from Capsicum annuum, 2524 nucleotides. Its product is annotated as zinc finger CCCH domain-containing protein 17. The record is from RefSeq and is a predicted model, not a curated record. Gene Ontology annotation, molecular function: metal ion binding. The transcript is spliced from 3 exons. Lineage: Eukaryota; Viridiplantae; Streptophyta; Magnoliopsida; Solanales; Solanaceae. The coding region runs from base 198 to 2327 and encodes 709 amino acids.